Molecule: messenger RNA, 1653 nt
Organism: Phacochoerus africanus (Common warthog)
Lineage: Eukaryota; Metazoa; Chordata; Mammalia; Artiodactyla; Suidae
Gene: CEBPA
Product: CCAAT enhancer binding protein alpha
Exons: 1
Coding region: 155-1219 (354 amino acids)
Biological process (GO): regulation of transcription by RNA polymerase II; DNA-templated transcription; myeloid cell differentiation
Molecular function (GO): RNA polymerase II cis-regulatory region sequence-specific DNA binding; DNA-binding transcription factor activity, RNA polymerase II-specific
Source: RefSeq, a predicted model, not a curated record
UAAAUACCCGGCCCGCGCAGGCCUGGCCAUUCGCGACCGGGAGCUGCGCGGGCGCGAGCGAGUAGGGGCUCCGGGUGGGCAGCGGCAGCAGCGGCGCCCCGCGCGGGCUGGAGGCCGCCGAGGCUCGCCAUGCCGGGAGGACUCUAGCUCCCCCAUGGAGUCGGCCGACUUCUACGAGGCGGAGCCGCGGCCCCCGAUGAGCAGCCACCUCCAGAGCCCCCCGCACGCGCCCAGCAGCGCCGCCUUCGGCUUUCCCCGGGGCGCGGGCCCCGCGCAGCCCCCAGCCCCACCUGCCGCCCCGGAGCCGCUGGGCGGCAUCUGCGAACACGAGACGUCCAUCGACAUCAGCGCCUACAUCGACCCGGCCGCCUUCAACGACGAGUUCCUGGCCGACCUGUUUCAGCACAGCCGGCAGCAAGAGAAGGCCAAGGCGGCCGCGGCCCCCGCGGGAGGCGGCGGCGACUUUGACUACCCGGGCGCCCCCGUGGGUCCCGGCGGCGCCGUCAUGCCCGGGGGGGCUCACGGCCCCCCUCCCAGCUACGGCUGCGCGGCGGCCGGCUACCUGGACGGCAGGCUGGAGCCCCUGUACGAGCGCGUCGGGGCGCCGGCGCUGCGGCCGCUAGUGAUCAAGCAGGAGCCGCGCGAGGAGGAUGAGUCGAAGCAGCUGGCGCUGGCCGGCCUCUUUCCCUACCAGCCACCGCCGCCACCGCCACCACCGCAUUCACACCCGCCGCCCGCACACCUGGCCGCCCCGCACUUGCAGUUCCAGAUCGCGCACUGCGGCCAAACCACCAUGCACCUGCAGCCCGGCCACCCCACGCCGCCGCCCACGCCCGUGCCCAGCCCGCACCCAGCGCCCGCGCUCGGCGCCGCUGGCCUGCCAGGCCCCGGCGGCGCUCUCAAGGGGCUGGCCCCAGCGCACCCCGACCUGCGCGCGGGCGGCGGCGGCGGCGCAGGCAAAGCCAAGAAGUCGGUAGACAAGAACAGCAACGAGUACCGGGUGCGGCGUGAGCGCAACAACAUCGCGGUGCGCAAGAGCCGGGACAAGGCCAAGCAGCGCAACGUGGAGACUCAACAGAAGGUGCUGGAGCUGACCAGUGACAAUGACCGCCUGCGCAAGCGGGUGGAACAACUGAGCCGCGAAUUGGACACGCUGCGGGGCAUCUUCCGCCAGCUGCCCGAGAGCUCCCUGGUCAAGGCCAUGGGCAACUGCGCUUGAGGCGCGCGGCGGCGGGACCGCCCUGGGCCGGCCGCUGCCUGGGACCCAGGGAGUGGUUUCGGGUCUCCAGAUCUCAAGACUGCCGGAGCCGCGCAAGCCAGGGCUAGGAGAUUCGGGUGCCGCCUGAGAGCCUGGCCUGCCGCGUGUGCCCCUUGCCUUCCUCGGCGCCGGACACGGUGCGUCUAAGAUGAGGGAUCAGGCAGAGAGGAGAAGCGCCGUGGGGCUGAGCCGGGAGCCCGGCAACUCUAGUAUUAAAGGAAUAACCCUGUGCCUUGGAAACGCAAACUCACCGCUCCGAUUCCUACCGAGUAGGGGGAGCAAAUAUGUGCCUUGUCAUUUUAUUUGGAGGGUUCCUGCUGCAGCAGGCCCCUCUCCCCCGCAAUAGAAGGAGGGGUGCAGCCCCCCGGGGGGGGGGGAGGAGGAAGGUUCAGGGA